UAUGUCUUGCCUACCAAGACUCUCACCCCUCAAGAGAAAUCAUUGAGUCCUCUGCAGUGGUGCAGACGUUUUCUGGAUCAUCCAAGUCCUGAGAUAGAGGCUGCAAAGCGUUCUCUAUGCUUUAGAUUGGAACAAGCAAGUCGAUGGCGGAGCCUCUUCUCUACACCUGUCUCCUUGGCUUUUCCCUAUAGUCCUGUUGCAAGACUCACCCCAUAUACCAAUGGCUUUAAUAGUCCCAGCUUCUCUAAAACCUCCAGUAAAGCAAUACUAACACCUGAACGGACAGGUUAUACUUCUAGAAGUUCCCCUUUGAGUCCACAGUCAUCAAUAGACAGUGAACUGAGCACCUCGGAGCUGGAGGAUGAUUCCAUUUCCAUGGGAUACAAACUGCAGGACCUCACUGAUGUUCAGAUCAUGGCUCGUCUCCAAGAAGAGAGCCUAAGACAAGAUUAUGCUUCUACUUCAGCAUCUGUAUCGAGACACAGUUCAAGUGUAUCUCUGCAUUCAGGAAAGAAAGGGACCUGCAGCGAUCAGGACUACGAUCGCUAUAGUCUUGAGGACGAGGAAGAGUUUGACCACCUUCCACCUCCACAGCCUCGACUCACUCGCUGCUCCCCUUUCCAAAGAGGAAUUCCACACUCACAGACUUUCUCCAGUAUUCGGGACUGCAGGAGAAGCCCUACUUCCCAGCACUUCCCUUCAAAUAAUUACCAGCAGCCGUACUAUCCUCCUCCAGCCCAAACUCCAGAGCAGCAACCAAAUAGGAUUAAUGGAGGUGGGUUCCACGCUUUUCUGAGAAAUGUUUUUUCCUUUGGUCUCCUCUUUGCAAAAUGUCGGUGCCAUCUGACAGAUCAAGUUGUCAUCAAGUGUAAUGUGUUCAGG
Molecule: messenger RNA, 882 nt
Organism: Tinamus guttatus (white-throated tinamou)
Lineage: Eukaryota; Metazoa; Chordata; Aves; Tinamiformes; Tinamidae
Source: RefSeq, a predicted model, not a curated record